Molecule: messenger RNA, 3831 nt
Organism: Zalophus californianus (California sea lion)
Lineage: Eukaryota; Metazoa; Chordata; Mammalia; Carnivora; Otariidae
Gene: SLC25A21
Product: solute carrier family 25 member 21
Exons: 11
Coding region: 1665-2474 (269 amino acids)
Biological process (GO): transmembrane transport
Source: RefSeq, a predicted model, not a curated record
UUAAUCAAAUAUGAGAAAAUUUAUUUUUGCAUAUCUGAUCCAUAAGCAGCAAGUAAGUCUACCCAAUUCCUUACUUUCAACAAUUUUGCCCAUAUCAUUAACAGCUUUUAAUAGCUCAGCCUCAGAAAUAAAUCAAAAUAUGAAAGUAAUUAUUGUAUUUUGCACAUUUAAUUGGAAAGCAUUUUUUUUAAGUUUUAACCAUAUUACAUUCCUGAUAUUCAACUGUUUUUGGUUUUCAAAAUUGGCAAUUCUAUAUGGUUCAAACUGAAUAUAUUUACUAUUAAAUACAAUGUUUAAGAAAUAAUAUGACAAUAGGGGUUCCAAUCCUCUCAUUCUACCUUUUACUGGUUAUCAUCUCCUACCUGUUAGGGGUGUUGCAGGUAUUUUUCUAAAAUUUCAUAAUAUUGUGUCUCUCUUCUACAUAGCAUUUGUAACUUGUGGUUUAAAACUAGUAUAAAUCAUUGCAUUUUGCCAAAUAUCCUAAAGGGCUGGUACGAAUAAUGAAAGUUUUUAUAGAAAGAAUAUACUGAUAGUUCCUUAAUAUUCCUUGAUUAUUUAGCUCUGUGCUUCACAAACUUUAACGUUCUUAACAAGCCCUGGAGAACUUAUUCAAAUACAGGUUUCAGAGAUUCUGACUCAGUAGACAGGGGUGGGGCCAUGAAUUUGCCUUUCUUACAAACUCUCACAUUACCCUUAGGUUGCUGGAUCUUAAGCUCAGACUUUUGAGAAACACUGACGUGGAGUACUGAAGAGACUUCUUUGUAACAAAGCCUCUUCCUUAUUUUGGUCUUUCAGUAAAUAAAACUCAAGUUGAUGAGGUGUGAUAAAGGCCCUUAAGCCAGUUUGUAAAGGACUACAUUCACUUAGUUGUAAGAUAACUGUAAAUUGGAUUUGCUCUGACUUGGGUCUCUACAGCCCACAACCGCAGGACCGCUAACUCCAAAGAACGUGUUCACCUGUCCGGCCUUUAGAACCUCCCGGAGCGCGGGCUUGCCGGGACGGCAAGGGUCACCCCAGCCCCGCCGCUAGGCCAGGCUCGCUUCUUUGCAAGCGUUAUCAGAGGCAGCGCUUCCAGCCUGACAAACUGCAGGAGGCUCCAGAUAGUGAAGCGCGUGGGCGCCAAUCUAGGAGACCAAACGCGACCCACCGCGGGCGGCCAACCCAACCCCAUCCGCGAGUCUUCUCUCCGCCAGGGUCCUUCCCGGAGCCCACGGGGCCUAGCAGGGUCGACAGAGGGCCCCUGAAGGGGUGCAGCGAGCAGGUUCGGACCCGCGGAGAUCACGCGGCGAGUCUGCGCUCUGAGCCGCCACCUCCGAGCAGUGGCCGGAGUGCCGCCUUACUGGGAGCCACUCGGCGCAAGGACCUACCCAGCGCCGGCUCUCUCUCGAUCAGAGGAAUUUCUACUGGUCCGCACUAAGACCGGCGAGCUAGCCUACUCUUCUCGGCCCACUCCGUCGUGCCGGGCUUGCGAAGAUGUCCGCCAAGCCCGACGCCGGCUUCGUGAAAGAGGCUUCUCGCCAGAUCCUGGCCGGUGGUUCCGCUGGUCUUGUAGAAAUUUGCCUGAUGCACCCCCUCGAUGUGGUGAAAACCAGUGAUUUUUACCCUACAAAUACAAGGAACCGUGAAACUGAGGAGUUCCCUGAGAUGAGAUCACAUGUGUAAAAAUGCUCUCCAAGUUGAAAGUGAUUUACAAGUUCCAGAUUCAGAGAUGUGCAACUGAUCCAAACAGUUAUAAAAGCUUGGGAGACAGCUUUCGAACAAUUUUCCGAAUAGAAGGAUUGUUUGGUUUUUACAAGGGGAUUCUGCCACCAAUCUUGGCUGAAACACCAAAAAGAGCAGUGAAGUUUUUCACCUUUGAGCAAUACAAGAAAUUGCUAGGAUAUGUGUCACUGUCGCCAGCAUUGACGUUUGCCAUUGCUGGAUUAGGAUCUGGACUAACAGAAGCUAUCGUGGUUAACCCUUUUGAGGUAGUAAAAGUUGGCUUGCAAGCGAAUCGGAACAAAUUUACAGAGCAACCAUCCACGAUGAGUUAUGCAAGACACAUCAUUAAGAAGGAAGGCUUGGGACUCCAGGGCCUCAACAAAGGAUUUACAGCAACUUUGGGACGUCAUGGGGUUUUCAACAUGGUUUAUUUUGGCUUCUACUACAAUGUCAAAAACAUUAUUCCUGUCAAUAAGGAUCCAACCUUGGAGUUUUUGAGAAAAUUUGGGAUUGGUCUUCUCUCGGGCACAAUAGCCUCAGUCAUUAACAUCCCUUUUGAUGUUGCCAAAAGUAGGAUUCAAGGGCCUCAACCAGUUCCUGGAGAGAUCAAGUACAGAACCUGUUUUAAAACAAUGGCAACAGUCUACCAGGAAGAAGGGAUUUUAGCUUUGUACAAAGGCCUGCUUCCCAAGAUUAUGAGGCUUGGACCAGGUGGCGCAGUGAUGCUGCUGGUUUAUGAAUACACCUAUACAUGGCUUCAGGAGAACUUGUGAUUGCCUAGGAGAGGUUGAGAUCAUGGAUGUUUGCUGUACAGCACCAUAAGGAGAGACUAGCAGCUCAGCUGAUAUGAUCAUAAAUUCUAAUUAUACAAUUAUGUACAGUUAUUAAGGGGAAACAGUUUAUUCAAGAACAAAACCUAAAAAAUUAUCUCUACACAAUUUGAGACUGUAGUUUUGUCUAUAUCCAUAAAUCUGUGCAAAGAAAAAUAGUAUGAAUGGGGUAUGUAAAUCGAACACAGAAAAUAGCAUAGAAAUCAGAUAUAUUUCAUAAAAGCUAUAUAAAUUUUGUGAUCUGUAUUCCUCUUACACCGCUUUGCAAAGAAAAUUCAUUGUAUCGAUAAUUAUUUUUUCCCACGAGGUCAAGAAAUGCUUAGAGUAAUAAAAAAAAUUAAGCCAAAAUUUGAACAGUUUUUAUAAGGAAUUAAAUUCUCCCAUAAAUAAUAUUUAAAAGGCACAAGGAAGUGUUUUUAAAGUACACUAAAAUGGCAUUUUUAAAAUGUUGGAUUUUAUGUUAAAAUUUAAAUCUGGUGGUGUUCUUUGAGUAAUAAUACAUAUCACAGCUAUAUUUUCCCAAAGCCACUUUAUAUUUUGCACUGUUGUUUAAAGCAGGUCAUAUUUUUAAAUCCUGAUACGUGAAGUUUUUUAUGGCAAAUAGAACACAUGAAAUUUCCCUCACAUAAUUCCCUUUGAAAACAAUUUUUGUUGCUGAACUAUUUUCAUGUUAAAACACAAAUUGGAACCAGGCCUUGGGCCCAUUUGUGCUGUCCGUAUUUGCAUCCGGAUAUCUUUGGUCAGAACUCUUACCCAUGCCAUUCUUAAAAAAGAAUGUUUAGAGUAAAACUACAUUUCCAGGUUAUUAGUUUUAAGUGACAGCUUCAGGCGUGAAGUCAACUAUCUGUAGUGUUAAAAUAUGUACUAUGAAAGGGAAAAUGUUUCAAAAUAGUACAUUCUUAGCAUUUCCAAAAAUUCCUGUACUAACAUGCACUCUAAGAAAUAUCUCCUUGGCAUUGAUAUCACCAAACUUGAUUUUAUAUUUGCAUCCUGAAAUGAUGCUACUUCAGUAGCUAAAGUCAACAAAAAUAUCUGCCCAUUCUAGAUGACACCUGUUCUUAACUACUACUGAGGGAUGUUUCUACCAUUAGACUAUGUCACUAAAGCAUUUUGAAAAUAAAAAAAUAAAAGAUAACAUGAUAAUUAUUACUUUUUAUUAAUUUAGAGCAUUUGAAGUAUAAAAAUAAAGGCUUUUUAACAUACUGUAUAUACAUACACAGCCUUCAGUUGUACAUCCUUUCCACCGUGUUUUUUAACUUAUAUUUCAGCCCAAUAUUUCAUAAGGUCAUUAAAAGUAGAA